Molecule: messenger RNA, 1515 nt
Organism: Trypanosoma rangeli
Lineage: Eukaryota; Euglenozoa; Kinetoplastea; Trypanosomatida; Trypanosomatidae
Exons: 1
Coding region: 1-1515 (504 amino acids)
Source: RefSeq, a predicted model, not a curated record
AUGGCACAGGCGGUUCCACAGUGUCUCCUCCAGUUGCUGGAGGACUACACGUUGCAGGCACUCGACGCCGCGCAGGACGUCUCUGACGAGUUUGAGGAGGAGUUGGUGGAGCUGACAAGUCGCGCCCAACGCAUUGAGACCGUUUUGCAGCUCGCUCGCGAGUGCGAGCGGAGUCGCUCUGUGCCAGUCUCUCCAGUGGCAUCAGAAACAAUUUUUCGGAACUCGUCUGCAGCGCUCACGCAAUUCACCCUGCAGGCGUUGGGGCAGAUGUCACAAGAGCUCACUGGGGUUCCGGAUAUCCGUGCAGCGACACCUGAUGUUAAGCUCCCCCCGUUUGGGCUGCAUCCAAUUUGCAGGCCCGUUUCGCUGGCGGAGGCGGCGCUCGAACUGUUUGCUCGCAACACAAGAGUUGUUUCCAGGCGUGUGGGGAAGCGCGAACGCGACGCCGACGCCGCGCGAAGGGAACCCCAGCAGGAGGUAGCCGUAAAGGGAAGUGUCUUCUCAAGUCUUGCGGAGAAGCAGCGAGAAGGACGAUUGGCGCUGUAUACCGCGCGAACCGCUCUGUUUCCUCGCACGGUCCCUUUGCCCACACUAUCGAUUAAAGGCGGUGAGGAGACGCUUCCGUCGUUUGUACCCCCAGCUGUGAGAGAUUUUGCUGCGCUCAACGUGGAGGCCGAGUGCGAGAUGCUGUCAGCUUUUUAUCGCGUGGACGCAAAGGCCCAGCUGCUUCGGGAACUACCUACUCUUCGAAGUUCAAUCAAGCACCUUCAAGACUCCUUGCAUGCUGCCGGCGUGUCGCUUCACUGUCAGUGUGACGAAAUGCAUGAAGGAGGAACGCAACCAUGGCUUGAAUUUCCUUCUGUUUCUGAGGGCGUGAUUAGAAUAUCGGUUAGGCAAUCCCUGCUACUGGAUGUCACAUUCGACUCCGUGCAAGGCGGGCAAUGGCGCGUUUUGUCUUUACAUUGGCUCUUGCGUGCUCAGACACUGCCGGCGAUCUUACAGAAGCAAACUUCGUCACUGUGUGUGUGUAGUGGCGAGGAUGAUAUGCAGCUCUUAUCACACGGGGGAGCUCUGCGUGUACAACCAGCGCACAAUGAGGCCACUGUACGCUACCUCACCAACUGUCUUGAAACCGGGUUGGAGAGUGGGUGUAUGGGGGCUCUUCGUGUUGUGAAUGCUGUGGUGAUGGAAGUGGUUCAAGCACAAUGUAAGGCGUUGAGGGAGAAGUUUUUUGUGGGCCCGCUUGUGUCGUCGUUUAUGCUGGAUGUUCGUCCAGGAACACAUGUGGCUUUUAAACUGGAGCUGCCUCCCACGAUGGGGUCGGCACAGGGCGGUGCGCUGCAUGUGAAGUACAAGCUCUACAUGGGUACGAUUGUUGUGGAACGGAGACAGGGAACAGAUGCCCGAAUGACGCAGCAGUCCGACCUCUACGCUGACUCGUUGGUGCGAUUGAAACCCUUUCCCGUUGUAGUUGUGGACGUGGAGUCUCUUGUGUGGCAGCUUGUUUCUGUGUAG